GUAAGCAACAUUUUAAUUUUCUGAUAACCAGAAAUGAAGAGACUAAAAAACCUGCUACCAAAUUUCUCUCGUACUUCCAACACUUUGCAACAACUCCCAACUCAUUCUUCUCCUAACACAGAUGUCAAAUUCCACUUUUUUCACCAAAUUACUGCAAAUCUUCAUGAACCCAUCUCUAAAGAACCUAUCUUUAACAACCCAUCUCCUCCAAAAUCUCUGGAUUUCCUUACUGUUUGUGAAACCCUAUCAUCUUACAACAAUGAUUAUAAUCGUGCACUUGAAUUUUUCAACUGGGUAGAAACAAAUUGUGGGUUCAAACAUAAUACAGAAACUUACAAUUCCAUGAUAGAUAUUCUGGGUAAGUUUUUUGAGUUUGAUAAAUGCUGGGAAUUUAUUCAAAUUAUGAGGAGAAAUUCAUUUUCAAUGCCUAAUUAUACUACUUUUCGUAUAAUGUUUAAGCGUUAUAUAUCUGCUCAUUAUAUUCAUGAAGCAAUUCAUAUGUAUGAUAAGCUAGAGGAGUUUGAUUUGAAAGAUGAGACAUCAUUUUGUAAUUUGAUUGAUGCACUUUGUGAGUAUAAACAUGUGAUAGAAGCAGAAGAUUUGUGGGUUAACAGGCUAAAUUAUGUUAGGUUUGUGAGUGAGACAAAAAUAUAUAAUAUGAUGCUUCGUGGGUAUGCGAAGAUGGGGUGGUGGGGUAAAUGUAGGGAGUUUUGGGAAGAGAUGAGUAAGAAAGGGGUUCAGAAAGAUUUAGUUUCGUAUUCGAUAUAUAUGGAUGUACAAUGCAAGUGUGGGAAGCCAUGGAAAGCUUUGAAAUUGUACAAGGAGAUGAGGAACAAGAGAAUGAAGUUGGAUGUUGUGGCGUAUAAUACGGUUAUUCAUGCCAUUGGUCUUAAAGAGGGUGUUGAUUUCUCUAUUCGUUUGCUAAGAGAAAUGAAGGAUUUAGGGUGUGAGCCAAAUGUGGUUACGUAUAACACGGUCAUAAAGCUUCUGUGUGAGGAUGGGAGGAUGAAGGAGGCUUAUGGCAUGCUUCAUCAGAUGCGUAAGAUGGGUUGUGAACCGGAUGUGAUUACUUACCACAGCUUUUUCCGUUGUCUUGUUAAGCCAAAGGAGAUGCUUAGGUUGUUUGAGAGGAUGUUAGAAAGCGGGGUUUCUCCGAGGAUGGAUACUUAUGUGAUGCUUAUGAGAAAAUUCGGGAGAUGGGGAUUCCUUCGGCCUGUAUUUAUUGUUUGGGAUAAGAUGAAAGAACUUGGUUGUAGUCCCAAUGAGGCUGCUUACAACGCGUUGAUUGAUGCUUUGUUGCAAAAGGGUAUGGUGGAUAUGGCAAGGAAGUAUGAUGAAGAGAUGCUUGCCAAAGGGCUUUCACCUAAGCCAAGGGAGGAGCUAAGGAAAGAAGAAGCAGAUGACAGAUCUGGUGAUGUAGAGCUGUGAUGCUUCAAUUUGUCAAAGGAGUUUUGUAUUUUUUUUUAACCCCUGGACUCAGUCUGAACAUUUUGGGUCUUCUGCUCCGAAACUUGGUGCUGAUGAGUGAUGAGUAUAUUGGAUUUCGCGAAUAUGGUUCUUCUGUUGAAUAAUGUGGCUGACUGAUGUAUUCUGAAUCUGUGUUGGCUGAGAGGCUUGCACGCAUUUCUGAAUAGUUUUAUUCCCUUGAGAAGGCAUCUUAGUAUUCUGAAAAGUAAUGUUAUAGUGGGAUCUUAAUCUUGAAGCAUUUUAUAUGAAUUUUAAGGAGAAGCCAAUUCUUGACUUGAAGGUUGUAUCAGCCUAUCAGGUAGGUUUGGCAUAAUACCGUUUUCAUAGUGAUGGGGAUAGUCUUAUAUGGCUGUAUUUAUUGGUCAAGCUUGUCUAUGGGUCCGCAGUCCGCUGGCAUUUACUUCAUGAGAAGCUGCUAAAAGGAGUUCGGAGUCAGCCACUAAAGUAUCUCUUAUAUGAGUGCAAGAGUGGAAGGGAUCUUGGAAAGAUGGAAGGAUGAUUGAUGUUGCUUGUGAAUGUGAUGUCAAUAUUCGCUUUUCGCUCCAGUCAUGGAGUAGGAAAUGGGCGAUCCAAGGGGCUUGUUAUCUUAUAGCUACAGUGAGGAAAUUGAGGUCCCUGUCACCAUAGGCCAUAUAUGUACCCCUACGGCCCGUUUGGUAAGACUAUAUAAAUGGUGGGAAUGAUAAUGCAUCAUAGUGUAAAUUUGUACUAGAAAUCCAAUGUCAUUACCUAUGGUAAUGCUACUCCAUCCCAAGAUAUCCAUUUUUUUUCCCUAAAAUCUCAUUACUAUCUUACCACUUGGAAAGGUGGUAUUGGGUUGUAAUGGAAAUUUAUAAAGGAAACCCAUGUUUUGUGAUAAAGUUUCAUUCCCAUGAUCAUUGACAUGAGAACUUCUUUACAAAUCUACACUAAAUUUCAUUAUCAUUACCACUAAUUAUGACCACUAACCAAACGGGUCGUUGAUUAUCUCAACUUCUUGACUUCUUUUACAGAGAAUUCCUCUCUUUCGUGCCACUGGGUACCGCUCGUGUCCUUUGUCUGACGUCUAAAUUGGAUCCCAUGCUCUUCAUCAAAUUAGUUGUCUUAUCCAGGUUAUUCAUAUAUGACUGCUAAUGAAACAUACUUGCAGAUCAAUGGGAUUAACUUAUGGAACCCAUUUCCAACCAUUAUGCAAAAGUUCCCACUAGAGAAUCAUUGGAAGCUUGAAUCCGGGAUUGCCUACGGAGGACCAACUUUGAUUUACUGGAAAUGAUAGUCAUCUGGAAUAUGUACUUGCUGUUAGAAUAAUCUAAAAAUAUAAGGGAAAAUGUGAAGUUACUAGAAAGUUGUACAAAUAAAAAUCUAGUAAGUUGUAACAUAUUUUCUAGAAAGCUUAUUUGAUGUAGUUGAUGUAGAAAAAUCUAGAGACAAAUUAAAAAAGAAUGUAGAUGAAGCAUCUAGAUUAGAACACUCUAGGUUAGCUACAUCAAGAUCAAUAAAUAGGCUUAUAUACCAUGGCAUUUGCAAGAAAUAAGAAGAAAGCUUUCUCCAUAUAUACUACUACUCUUCUCAAUAUUCUACACCUCACUCCACAACUAAAUACAAACCAAGACUCUAAAUAUAAUAUCCACCACAUUCUUCCACUCAAAUUUCUAACAUUACAAAUGAAAUUAACAUUGGAAGAAAAGGAAAGAAUGAAAAAAAUGGGAGGAUAUUGGUGACAAGAGUACCAAUCGUUGAAAAAAAAAUGAAAAGAAAAAGAAGAAAAAGAAAAAGAAGUUCAAGAGAAAGAUUUUAGAAUUUGCUAAUGACAUGGGUAUUAGCAGAGAUGAUUGGUGACAUGAGCAUCAAUAAAAGAAUGAUAUUGGAUAAAGAUAUGUGAAAAAGAAAAAUGAAAAAGUUCAGAUUAGGGGGAGUGAGUUGGUAACAUGGGUACCAACACAAAACAAUAAAGAUGAAGAAAAUGUGAUGAAGCUAAGAAAUAAAGGUAGGAUGGUUGGUAACAAGAGUACCAACCCAAAGACAAACAGAAAAAUCAAGAUCGGAGAUUGUUGAUGACAAGGGCAUCAGCGGAAGAAUAAUUUGAAGUACAAGAAUUUUCAAGAUUAAGGGGGAGUGAUGAAAGUUAAUCUAGAAAAUUCUAGAUAGGUAUGUAAUGUAAGGAAAAAUCUUAUAUGCAUGUCUUAAAUUUUCUAGAAAAAUCUUGUAAAAUAUCUAUGUAAAAAAAUCUAAGUUUAGAAUAUUUGAGUGUGUGUUAGAAAUAUCAAGGUCUAGAAAAAUCUAGAAACUAAGGUACAACAACUAUAAAUUUGUUGUAUGUGUAUGAGUUAAGAGGGAGCUCAAAUGAGGGGAGCCAAACAAGUGAGCUCCACACAAGAUAUUAGGUAAAUGAGAGACAUGAGCUCUCACAAACACACUUGUACAAUUAAUUAUAAAUGAAAAUUCAAUUUUACGAUACUAUUCGGGUCCAUCAAAACUUCUGUAUGCGUCACAUAUUCUAUCACUUGCUAACUUAGGAGCCUUGUUGUUGGUUGAGUGCGAAAGUGGACGCAAAAGCUUUUAAGGGGUGUUUGGUUUGUUAAGAGGCAAGGGAAAUGGUUUGAGAAAGAGUUACAUUGAAAACCUUAAACCAAAUGCCUCUUAAUUAAUGAAAGAAAUUGACAGAACUGUUUUGAUUCAAAUAAACAUAUAGGGAUUUGUAUUUAAGUUCCCUUUAUAUUAUAUUGUUUGUAAUAUUAAUUCAUUAGUUUAUCUAGCUGAGUUUUUCUAUGUAAUUACAUAAAAACAUUUUGUAAUUUAUAUAUUUGAACUUGUUCAUGAGCUUAUCAAGCUCAUUCUUUCUCUGUAAUUACGUCGAUAUAUCUUGUAAAUUAUAUAUUUGAACUUGUUCAUGAGCUUAUCAAGCUGAGUUUUUUUUUUUUU
Messenger RNA from Beta vulgaris subsp. vulgaris (sugar beet), 4368 nucleotides. Its product is annotated as pentatricopeptide repeat-containing protein At1g80550, mitochondrial. The coding region runs from base 34 to 1428 and encodes 464 amino acids. The transcript has 5 exons. Gene Ontology annotation, molecular function: protein binding. NCBI's taxonomy places the organism in Eukaryota, Viridiplantae, Streptophyta, Magnoliopsida, Caryophyllales, Amaranthaceae. The record is from RefSeq and is a predicted model, not a curated record.